UCAGUGCGACCAAUUACAUGAAUCCUAUUGGUCCGUGUGUCACACUCGCGCACCAUGUGGGUGCUAACAACAUCACAAUCUAUACAUAUACAAGUACAAGGCCCUUCAUUGUUUCUGCACUGCUAAUCUGGUUUUUAACCCUUUCCCGGCGUUUCUCACCUCUCCAAUUUCGCGGGAGAAAGAAAUCGGGCUAGGUUUCCUCGUUUUGUUGAUUGAUAAAUUUAAACAAUGGCACAAGCAGUUGAGGAGUGGUACAAGCAGAUGCCCAUCAUUACGCGUUCGUACCUCACAGCUGCCAUUCUCACCACCAUCGGCUGCUCUCUCGAUAUAAUAUCUCCAUAUGAUCUUUAUCUGAACCCGAAGCUUGUAUUGAAGCAAUAUCAAAUCUGGCGCAUCAUGACCAAUUUUCUGUAUUUCCGCAAGUUGGAUUUGGACUUCUUGUUUCACAUGUUCUUUCUAGCUCGAUACUGCAAGCUUCUCGAAGAGAAUACAUUUCGGAGGAAGUCUGCAGAUUUCUUCUACAUGUUGUUGUUUGGCGCAACUGUUUUAACUGGGAUAGUACUUCUUGGAGGAAUGAUCCCUUAUUUCUCAGCGUCAUUUGCUAAGUUUAUAUUCCUUAGCAAUUCCCUAACUUUUAUGAUGGUAUACGUGUGGAGCAAGCAGAACCCAUUCAUUCAUAUGAGCUUUCUGGGCCUUUUUAAUUUCACAGCUGCAUAUCUGCCAUGGGUACUUAUUGGAUUUUCUGUCCUUCUUGGUUCUAGUGCUUGGGUGGAUCUUCUGGGAGUGGUAGCAGGCCAUGCUUACUACUUUCUUGAAGAUGUAUAUCCCAAAAUGACAGGCCGACGACCCCUGAGAACGCCAGCAAUAAUACAAUCAUUAUUUGCUGACGAACCUGUAGUGGCGGCCAGGCCUGCAGCUGUGAGAUUUGCUGCUCCAGCAAUGGACGACGCUCCACCUCGGUGAGAUUCUGAGGCGAUGGUGUGUCUGGUGUUGAGCGAAUGUAUCAACUCGGUUUCAGAUCCCUUGUCAAUAUAGUGUUAGACAUUGUUUGUCUCACAAUUAGCAAAUUAACCCCUAGAGUGGCAAGAUGUUGAGUUUUUAAGGAUGCUCUGCUAUAAAAGAUAUCAAGUUUUAGGAGUAUUUUUAUGUUAUUUAUCUGUAUAUCUCCAUUUUGUGCUCAUGUAAUAUUAAUAAUUUUCUUCCUGGGCC
This is a messenger RNA of Salvia hispanica, 1209 nucleotides long. The record is from RefSeq and is a predicted model, not a curated record. Lineage: Eukaryota; Viridiplantae; Streptophyta; Magnoliopsida; Lamiales; Lamiaceae.